Ctenocephalides felis (cat flea) is the source of this 2313-nucleotide messenger RNA. RefSeq lists its product as uncharacterized. Gene Ontology annotation, biological process: microtubule cytoskeleton organization. Gene Ontology annotation, molecular function: microtubule binding. Gene Ontology annotation, cellular component: cilium; cytoplasmic microtubule. Bases 1 to 2313 code for a protein of 770 amino acids. The record is from RefSeq and is a predicted model, not a curated record. NCBI's taxonomy places the organism in Eukaryota, Metazoa, Arthropoda, Insecta, Siphonaptera, Pulicidae. The transcript has 10 exons.
AUGGUGUUUCAAUUAUGUGGUUUGUCUCUCUACGGACAAGGUGACCAGAAUAAUAAUCCUGAUAAAGUUGCCGACCUGAAACGGGCUCUGCACCAGGAUGGAACGCAUCCUGAUCUGUUUGAACUUCCACCAGAAAAUGGAACUACUAAAUUGAAAAUAGAAGAUAUGGAUAAUGAAAUCGAAACUGAAACAAACUUUGUGAAAACUCAAAAUUUAUUAAAUAAACCUCAAAAGGCCUGGUCGGAUCUUGAUGACAAAAAACAAGUAUUAGGCAAUGAAGUAGAAGAAGAUGAAAAUUGUUGCUGGAUGUGUCUUUUUGGACAAAAAAAUAGGAAAAAUGUUGUCCACUGUUCACCGUUGCUGAACGAAGAAUCUAUUGAAGAAACCGUCAUAACACAAAUAAAACCAGCCGCCUUGCCAUCACCAACGGUAUCUUCAGAAGAUGUUCUUCAAGAACAUCUGAACAUCCAACAGCGUCAACAAGAAUUGCUGCUACAACUUCAACAAAAGCAGGCUCUCUUGGAUAGAGUUACAUAUGGAAGGGAAACGCCAUCUAAAUUAUUUGGUGAAAUAGAUGGCUCCAGAUUUGUGUCACGUAGUGUUAGUUCAGCACCAAGCAAUCAGAGAGAAUUAUUGGACCAUCAAGGAGCGAUAAGUCAUGAAACCCAAAACGAUUCUUCGACCCAAAUUCUACGACCAGCUUCCACCCAAACAACUAAAAGUUUUCUGCAAACCAGAGAUGAAGAAACGCUAACGAAUAUUUCAAAUUUUGCUGAUAGUAUCUCAAAAGAUCAUGGGGACUCAUCGAGUGUCAAUAAAUCACCACAAAAGUUACAAGAUUCUCCUGUUUUAUCAGCGAUGGCAGCAGUCUCCGCGGUCUACUGUGGGAAAAAUGGUGCAUCAUCCGAAAACUCGUCUCCCAAUAAUUCGCGCCCUGAUAGUCCGAUAGCAAUAAAAGAGUCUCCAUAUCAAACACCAGAGAGGAGAAUACCUCGUCUAAUACCAGUAGUUCGACAAAAUAAUGAUUAUGUUGCUCGAAUUGAAACAAAUGGUUAUCAAACACCAUCGUCCAGGUCUAAAAGCAGACAAGAUGAUGUUAAAACCCCAACCAGAACUCCUUCACCAAAACAAAAUAUUUCUCUACCGCCGACUCCGAAAAAAACUAACAAAUCUUUACCAAACACUCCUAAGAGUUCUAUUCCGUCCAGAGCAGGAACACCUCAGCGUAGUACGAUGUCGCAAGUUUUGACACCAGUACAUGAUUCCUCAAAAGAUUUUACAAGUCGUCUCGUUUCAUACCAGGGAUCGCCGGAUAGAAAGGAUACUAAUUCAUAUAAUUCCAGGGAUCAAGAUGUUCCUUUUAUUGUGAAAGCACAUCCAAAACGAUUUAUGGAUGAGAAUGAGUUUGAAGUAACGACGUCUGAUUUAGCAAAUGCAUCAUCAAUAACCGAUGACACACCACGUGAAGGUGUACCAUCAAUGCUGAGAAAACCUAUGUAUCUUACACGUGGUAAACGUGACCAGGAAAUUAAGCCACCUCAACGACGUAUUCCGCGUACUAGCAGUAAACUAAAUUCGAUUUACAGCACUUCAGCUAAUAGAAAUUCUACUAAUAAUUUGAUAACGCCAUUUGAUAAUGUGAAAGAAGGACUCUCUAAAACCAUAAAAGAUUUAGAAUGUAAUGACUGGGAGAAAAAUGUAUCAGCAUUUAAAGGAUUGAUUAGACUACUGCGAUACCAUAACGAUGUUGUAGAAAACUCUUUGCAUACUUUAGCAGCACUUAUGGCCAAGCAUAUUUUGAACUUGAGAUCACAGGUUUCCAGAGCUGCAUGCCAAGCAGCUGGUGAACUAUUUACAGUACCUCGUCGUGGCUUAGAUGCAGAACUUGAUGAUAUAACUCAACCUCUUCUGCAUCGAACAGCGGAUACAAACCGUUUUUUAAGAGCAGAUGCUGAUGCUGCCUUAGACGUCAUGUGUGAUCGGCUGGCGCCUCAUCGAGUUGUUUUUGUAGCCACUGGUAAAAGCGCUUCUCAUGCCAGUGCUUUGGUCAGGGGAACUUGCGCCCGUCUUUUAGCAAGAUUGGUACAGCGAGUUGGGAAAGACAAGAUAUUUUCGCUGAACAAGGAACAUAGGGAUCGAGUCCUAAUCACCGGAGCAAAGUUUUUGCAAGAGGGCAGCCUGGAGACCCGAAAUUAUGCAAAACAACUGUUUCAAGAAUUAACCAAACAUGAAAAUUUCUCGAAAACAAUUGUAGAAGUCUUACCUACAAGAACUAUGCGUAAUAUAGAAAAAACUCUCAGAAGUAUUCACUGA